Prorocentrum cordatum is the source of this 3921-nucleotide messenger RNA. The record is from the annotation of a GenBank genome assembly. NCBI's taxonomy places the organism in Eukaryota, Dinophyceae, Prorocentrales, Prorocentraceae.
GUCUGUGGAUGCUCCAGGUCCUCAGGCUGCUGGCUGGCCGUCAGUGGGCGCGUCGCGGCCAUGCAGUCGUCCAUUCACAAUGCGUGGUCGACAAACGCCUGUACGAAUGCUCCGAAACGCGGGCCCUCGUCAGCGAGCUGCCGGUCGGACAGGCAGGCGCGCCCCGCCAUAGAGUUCGAGCAGGCCGCCCAGGCGAAACCGAAGGACUGGCAGCUGCCUAAGCGAGGGCGAGGCAUAGAGGUAUGCGCCUGGCUGCGAGACGGCCUCGGCAUCGAGGAACACACGUACGCCUCGGACCAGGACGCCAUUGACUCCGUCGUACGCGGCGCAGCGAGCAGGGGCAAUACGAACAUUCUUUCCUCGCUGUACGACGAGGGGUUGUGGGAUCCACGACAGUGCAGGCUGUGCGUCCCGGCAGCCGACGAGGGCGGUUACCUGCUUGACCUCGUAAAGUCUUUCAUCGUCCACCUAAGCUGGUACCCGAGCCUCGCGGAGGAGCUGUUCCAGGACCAGGAGCACGAGGAGAAUUUGGCGCUGCAGGAGCUGACGUGCGCGCCGAAAUCGAGGAGGCACGAGAAGGUGGGUAUCGCCAAGAACCCGCUGGCGAGGGAGCUCACCCAGAGGACCUGCCUGCUGUCCAACCUGCUGCUCGUGAACACACCGAUGGCGGCGCGGGUUCUGGACGACGCGGCCGAAGAGAUGGUGGUUUUCCGCAACAGCGGCCAUCACAAUCCCAACCCUGUGCGCAGGUACAAGGUCAGGCCGUUCCCGUUCGCCCACGACACGCUGUACGUGAAGAGGUACAUCAAGGAGAGGUACAUCAGCAAACACAUCAAGUAUGACAGAGACAGCAGGGAGCUGCAGCUCCAGGAUGCCGAGAAGCCGACGCCGACCUCCGCAGAGGCGAAGGUCACGCUCCCGAAGGGAUGCCGCGCAGACGUCCUCAUACCACUGAACGCGGAGACGUUCAGCUUUGUGUACCCGUGCUCGAAGCUGCCACUCGGUGGGUGGCUCUACCUUGACGGCCUCGCAAGGCCGCUGGUGGUAAACCAGAUCUGCAAGUCUGCUGGGCAUCAGGCGUUCGCCUUCGGGGCGCCAGAGUCCCUGAGCAAGGAUGCCACCGCGCACAUCGACCGCGACCUCCACCCUCUCCCUGAGGGCCACCCUCAUGACUGCGAUGUGCCCGACGGCAAGGGAGGCACCAUAAAAGCCAUCCGCUUCGCAUGGGUCAUGGAGGUGCCCGACGCAGAGCUGAAGCAGAAGAUACCUUUGGGCGGCUUCGCCUACGAGUUUUCGGACCCGGCGUGGAACACGAUCUUCCCCAUCCAGGAGGUCGGCGAGGUCCUGAGGAUGGCCAAUUUGUCGUGGGAUGUGAACGCCCACGCGCUGGCCAGGAAGCCUGGCGGGGAUGUUGUCGAGCGCUACGUCGCCCCGCCCGGGGAGCACCGAGCUGCUCCCGUAACCAUCAAGCGGAUCACCGCGCCCGAUGUGCUUCACCCCGUGAUGUUGCACGCGCUUGCGUUCACGCCACGAGAGGACGUGCUCAGGACAGCCGUCGCGCAGGCGAUCUCCCUCGCCGCGUUCAAUCGCGCCUGGCCGCUCUACGUUCAGCAGUUCACCUUCGACCUUCUGAGUGCUGUUGCCCUGUUCUACAUCGCUUGGCAAGUGCACUGGCAGAUCGGCAAAGGAGAGGCUUACUGGAGUUUUGAGCUGAGUAAUGCUUGGGCGGUCAGUGAAGUCGCCGUUGUUGCUAUAGUGCUGCUGAAAAAUGUUCACGAUGAGAUCCGCAAGUUCAUCGGCUUCUGGAGGUGCGGAUGGAUGCACGAGUACAUGAACAUGAACACGUUUAAAAAUCUCGGGAGCGUGGCCGCGGUAGCUGCUUUGCUAGUGUUGCUCGUUGUGCCGAACACUCCAGAAGACCAGGGGUACCUUCGGACGCUGCUAGCGGCUGCGGGCUUCUUCAAGUGGAUCAAGAUCGUCACCUACCUUCGCGGGCUCCAGACGCUCCGACUAGGGCAGAAGUUCCUCCCAAUACAUUACACUCUCCAGGAAGGAGUGUCAUUCCUUGCGGUCAUGGUUUUCUUCAUUCUGGCCGCGUGGCACGCCCUCUAUGCGCUCUACCCAGAGGAAGAAGUAUCUUGGAUUGGUUUAUUCCGACAGACGUACGAAUUGGGAUUUCUGGGUGAAUUCGCGGCGGAUAACCUAUUGGGCAAAUCGGCAAAUGAUGGGACGAGUUCUUGGGCGUGGGUGCAACAAAUCACUUUUUUAGUCGCUGCUAUGCUUGUGGUUGUCAUGCUCACGAACAUUUACAUCGGUGUCAUGGGCAACGCGUACAAUCACAACCACGGGAAAGCCCUGGAGCUGUUCGUGCGCGCCCGCGCAUCCAUCUGCCUCGACAUCUCUUUGCAAUACGGCGGCGCAUGGCUGGCAGUGUGCCGUAACAGGAACGGGCCACCUCUCCAGGGAUGCCUCCGUGACAAGGGCCUGCGUGUUUCUGAUCCGUGUCUGGAGGGUGAGGGCGACCUCUUUCACGACGAGGGGCGACGAGGAACGGCCUCGGCGUUUCUUGACGAGCACGUGUGGUUCUGUUGCGCCGAUUCGAACUACAAUCUGGGUAUGAGGGCGGAAGACACUGGAACCACGUCGGUGCACCAGAUGCGCGAGCUGCAAAAGGCGGUGGGGAGGGCGCAGGAGAUGCUGCAGCAGUUGCGGCACCUGCCCGAGCAGGUGCAUCUGCUCGCGGAGGGGCAGGGCAUCAAUAUUAGCCCGCGCCCUAGCUCGCGACCUCUAACGAGCCAGAUCGUCUCGCCGACAUCGUCGCGGUCUGUUCAGAAGCAGGAUUGAUUUGUUUCGCGUUGAUUUGUACAGGAGCAAUAGUUUUUCAGGCUACCUGACGGGGCAGUCAUGUUUCAAUGUGGGGCACUUGCGCAUUCGAGCCAUCGUAUGGCUUAUCUCGAAGAUCCUCCCUUCGGAAUGUUUCACUCGUGUGAAGCUUGCGACGCCUAGCCCGAAUCGCUGAAUCUGCUGCAGCGCUGGCAGGUAUGUGCUGGCCGUGAGAAGACCCAGCGAUUGCUGGGCCGAUCAGUGGCCCCCGUUUCUCGGCAAAAUAGAGCGAGACGUCCUCGCGCAGCAGGGCGCUCGCAGCGCAGGGCGAGCAGACGCUGGUGAGGCUCGGUGUGCGCAGCUCGUUUGAAUUGCCCGCCUGGCCCUAAAUGAAUGCUCUUCGUGAUACACGAUGGUCGUUGCAAAAAGGUAUUUCUGGAUUCCCAGAUCCCAAUCAACUUCAAGCGCCUUCCUACUUCAAUAAUCGAUCUGCUUUUGCUGCGUUUUGUUAUUCUCUGGGAAGGCCUGAACCCAAUCUACUUCAUCCGCCUUCCUACUUCAAGUUCCCACCCACUUCUUCCGACCGACUGUUUUUGUAAUUAGGGUUUCGGUCCUCGAUGCAGGCUUAUCCCAACCUUGGUGGGCCUGAGUGCUGAGAGAUCGGCAUUUACUCGACCUCGCCCCUCUAGCGGCAUCAGUAUUUUGCGGCGCAGAGCCCUCGCCAAAUGUGCGCCCGAUCUGCAUAUGAUCUUCAGGCAGGAGUAUCUAUUAUGACGUGCAUGCGCGAGCACUCUCUAUGAGUUUUCAUGCUUCUCAGCACGGAGGUGCGCAUUUUCAAGCAUCAUGGCAAUAACUCCACAGUCAGCUGAUGACCACAACAGAAGAGGCCCACAAGGCGGCCGAAGAGAACGUUACGGUUGCAAUCGUUGCAAGCAGAUCCCGACGGAGCGACCUGAUUGUGCACGACCAGCCUGCACUGGCGACAAAAACAAAUCCCGCCGGCGGGAGCGCAAUAUGAGGGUCUCGGCAUUCCGCCUCGCCUCCGAGUCUACCUGUCCGACUGCUCGUCCGCCUCGAGUGCUUCUCGCCCACUCUCCC